Molecule: messenger RNA, 1232 nt
Organism: Pomacea canaliculata
Lineage: Eukaryota; Metazoa; Mollusca; Gastropoda; Architaenioglossa; Ampullariidae
Exons: 2
Coding region: 14-547 (177 amino acids)
Cellular component (GO): membrane
Source: RefSeq, a predicted model, not a curated record
GACAGAUAUCUCCAUGUCAAUUAAAUGCCAGGGUGAUGAAAAGGACAUAAGCAAGUGCCACAUCUCAAUGGGUUCAUGUCCAAGUCAGCAAUACAUGUCUGUCUCCUGUAGCACAACUCCUAAUGAUAUUGAUGACACUUCUUCAACCCAUUCAAGCAAUACACCAGUAGAUGGCGGGAUUACAGAAGCCCAAGCUCAGAGCACGGUCAAUGCUGCUGCCAUUGCUGUUCCAAUCAUUGUGAUCCUGUUGGUGGCAUCUGUUUCCGUUGUGGUUAUGUACAAGUUCCACCAGCGCCGAAAAGCUAUACCCCAUCAGCGCUUUGACAUGGGAGUUGUUGAAGGUAGUCCCUAUACUCUGUCCGACACAAGCCAGUACAUGACUGGAGCAUCUGAGAUCACCCUUGGCAGUGAUGGUAGUGCCCAUUACACAAACCAAAGCAAUGGACAAACUCAAAGUAAUGGGGACGAUGGCUAUGCAAACCCCUGCUUUAAUGUGGUAGAGCAAGCUGAUAGCAGUAAGCAAAUGGACAAAAAUGGAGUAUAUUAAAUUUCCGUAACAGGAAAUGCUGGGUGUGAACUGUUGACAUGUUGUAAUGGCUGUCAGCACAAUGUUGAUUGCCUUGUCUACUCAAAAAUAAGCAUGUGAUAUGAUAGGUAAAGAAAUCCACAAACACACAGUUAUCUGUAAAAAUUAAGAUUAAUAGAAUGAGCAUAAAGGAUUCUUGUAGGUUUUUUUUUUGUGCUUUGUAUUUAAAUUAUAUCAGUUUGAUCAGUAGACAAAUACACACAUCACUUUGUCACUGAUUAGUUUAGUGUUUAGGUUAGGCGUCACAUGCUGACACACACUAUGAGACAGGAAAAAGUAGUGUUUAUUUAGUACAUACAGUACAAGCAUAAUUCAAACCCUCUGCAUAAAUGUAUGAAAGUGUGAGUUGAGUUGUGUACAGUUUUCUAGGUGUCUUUCAAAUUUGGACCUCAUACAAUAGGUAUAUAUGCUUCUGGAAUGUACAUGUUCUGUGUGUGGAAGGGGGGACAGGGAGGCCAUCAAUUGACGCCAAUCCUUUAUCAAUAGUGUUAAGGUAGUAUCUUAACAAAUGUACGAAAAAUCUAUUGCAGCAUGUUGCAUACAAACAUGAUGUUGGCUACAAUAAAACAUCAUUUGCAGGCUACCACAAAAUGUAAAGCAUCAAGAGAAGUAAAAUGAUUUUUUCAGGAUAUAUUUUUUACUGAAU